GGCUUAAUCCAGAGAAUGACAGAUAGGGCACCAGCUGUUCAUACUGUAUCAGCCCCUUCCCCUUUCCCUGGAUUAACAAGGACAUAUUUUUGUCUAACACAUUUGAAAUUUUUACUUUUAACAGAAAUUAGCAGAGUACGGAAAGACAUGUACAAUGACACAUUAAAUGGGAGCACGGAGAAAAGGAGUGCAGAACUGCCUGAUGCUGUGGGACCUGUUGUUCAGUUACAAGAGAAGCUUUAUGUGCCUGUAAAAGAGUACCCAGAUUUUAAUUUUGUUGGGAGAAUCCUUGGACCUAGAGGACUUACAGCUAAACAACUUGAAGCAGAAACAGGAUGUAAAAUAAUGGUCCGAGGCAAAGGCUCAAUGAGGGAUAAAAAGAAGGAGGAGCAAAACAGAGGCAAGCCUAAUUGGGAGCAUCUAAAUGAAGAUUUACAUGUACUAAUCACUGUGGAAGAUGCUCAGAACAGAGCAGAAAUCAAGCUGAAGAGAGCAGUUGAAGAAGUGAAGAAGUUACUGGUACCUGCAGCCGAAGGAGAAGACAGCCUGAAGAAGAUGCAGCUGAUGGAGCUUGCGAUUUUGAAUGGCACCUACAGAGACGCCAACAUUAAAUCACCAGCCCUUGCCUUUUCUCUUGCAGCAACUGCCCAGGCUGCUCCAAGGAUCAUCACUGGGCCUGCGCCUGUCCUCCCACCAGCUGCUCUGCGUACACCUACGCCAGCUGGCCCUACCAUAAUGCCUUUGAUCAGACAAAUACAGACCGCUGUCAUGCCAAACGGAACUCCUCACCCAACUGCUGCAAUAGUCCCUCCGGGGCCUGAAGCUGGGUUAAUCUACACACCCUAUGAAUACCCCUACACGUUGGCACCAGCUACAUCAAUCCUUGAGUACCCCAUUGAACCCAGUGGUGUGUUAGGUGCGGUGGCUACUAAAGUUCGAAGGCACGAUAUGCGUGUCCAUCCUUACCAAAGGAUUGUGACCGCAGACCGAGCCGCCACCGGCAACUAACCUAUGACCUUCUGACCUCUGAACUCUUCACCCAAUGAUGACCUGACCAUGCCUGCCUGCUGAUCAGUUAACUGGUAAUCGCCUUUGCUUGCCUGUCGUCAGUGCAGCGAGCUGAGGCACUUGUCCGUUCGUCUUACCAUCUAACCAAACAAAAGACAAAGAAAUUGUCCUCCAACUCUGCUUUUCCCCCCUGUUUGGGUGAAAGUGGUUCUAGAACCUGCACUGAAUAGUAGUAAAGCAAUAAGGCCCGAUUCAUCCCACAGCACUGAUCAUCUUUCAAUGCCCACCCCAAGCGAACGGUAAGAAGGCCUCUCUUAAGAUGGGGAGACAGAUGGCCCUAACUACUCAAUGACAGAGGCAGUUACUGUGAGAGACUUGUAGGACUCUUUUUCUUCUCAUAGCAAAGUCAAAGCUCUCUCUCUGAAUGUACUGUGUGACAAUGCAUCAUGCAUGAACCUUCGGUCAGGGAUGUCAUUGGUGAAGUGACUUCAAAAGUAUUCAAAAUUUGACAUGCUGUUUGUUUAGUCACUACAGUGCCCUCAAAGGGCAGACAUUGCAGCCUUUUUAUAUUGCCUGCCAAAAUUUGAAGUAUUAGAACAAAGUGUGCCAUGAGAGAAAAACUUAACAAGGAGUUUUGAAAAGUAAUACAAAGAACAAAACUGCAACACUAUUUUUAAAAAGUUGAGUAUCUUAGUUAAUUUCCAAAUCUUUAUUUUACACCACCUUAAAAAUUAUUCGAGAACAAGGUACAUGCAUUAUGUGUCACAUUACUGGGCAAACUGUUCAAAUAUUUUUUUUAAACCUCCCUGUAUAGAAAAUAUCAUUAAGGAUGUAAAAGCCAUGCUUGCCUAUUUGCUGUAUACAUGUAAUGAAAUUGUAGAUAACGUGUAGUGCAUUGAAACAAAUGAACAAAAAGUAGAUACUUUUACUAUACAAGGGUGCUGGUGCAGAAAAAAUAUAUAUAUUUUUGGAAAUGUAGCAUUUUAUACUUUCAAGUGUUAUAAAAAAAGAAAAAGAACAAAGAAACCCUUUAUUUCAUUAAAUGAUUUUUUCUGGUGGUUGUCAAGAAACAAAAGACCAAAAGAGCCUUUUUGUCUUUGUUUUUUAUUUUUUAAGUAUUGGAAUAAGUCUAAAGAAAAAGAAAGUGCCUUAUUUUCCUUCAUGGUCAUUUAGUCAAGUGUCCUGCAAGAGCAGCUCCUCCCUCAGAGUAAAAGUUAGUGCAUGUCCUCCAUCGCCCAGUAUGUGAAAGGAGAUACGAGGGGAAACAUAUGAGUUGAUGGUCUAAAUUAUAUGAUUUGUGUCACGUUCUCUUGAUGCCAGUUUGCCAAAUCUGAUACUGUGAAAAAAAAAAUGUAAUAGCUUUUCUAAUGUCUGACUAGUAAAUUUAAAAUGUCAUUCUCUUACAAAUCAUAAUUGAGUUUUUUUGGUUAUUACCGUCUUCAGUGUUAGCCCAGAGGAUUCUGAGGUUAGAAAAAAUUAUGUGAGAUCUGAAUAUUAGUUUACAGAUGACAUUAGAGCUUUAAUUUUUUCAGAGAAGAGGGAUACGUUUAAUUUUUUUCUUAAUAAUUGGAGAUAGUUUUAAUGCCUAACAAACUUUUUCACAAAAUAAAUCAUCAAAAUCCUUUAUUGUGAAAAAAGUGUUAAGUAACCCAAAUUUAAUCAGACUUUAUGUCAUACCAGAUACCUUGUGUAGUCCAUCUCUGCUGGCUUUAGUAACUGUUUGUAAACACCUUUUUGUCCUCUUUUUAACUUUAAAGGAAUGUGGGAAUCUAGCAUCACAGUGCAUAUAAACACUCAGCUACAUUCCUUUCAUCCUCAGUUUCUCACAAAGUUCCAACAGUUCUCUAGUUGAAGCAGUUUGUGUGCAAAGCCUAAAUACUUGAGUUCAUAAAUUUAAUUGCUCAGUACCAGAGGUGGCAAAUCUCAUGUGAUAGUGGACUCCUGGCUCAUCAACUCAUGCCCUCUUCCACACCUUCAUGGCUUCACAGUCAAGGUCAGCAGGAAGCUCAUUGGGCACCUUCAUGGUGACCUCGCCAUUAUUCUGUCUCUCUUGGAACCAUUUUCAGUUUAUUUACUAUGCAAUAGACAGUCGUUGUUUGUACUCAGCUAGCUUUGGUUUAAUGACCACGGCUUUGUCUUUCUGUUACACACGUGGUGAUUCUGAUUUAUUUACAAUAUAUGCUGUGCCAUUUUGAUUUUUAUUUUGUUUGGUUGGUUGAAUAAAUUUGCGACACUCAGAACACUUGAGGUGAUAGUUUAAAAAAAAAAACAGUACCAGUAUUUGAUCCAGUCUCAUCUCAGCCGUGUUAUACCUGGACAUUUUAGAUGUUUAUCAAAGGUCUUUUAUGGGGAAGAAAGUAAAUCUGUAAACAGUAGACGUGUGACGUUUAUGAGUAACGCUGGCUCUGAACAAACUUCUGAAAACUUAGUUGACAAUGUUUUGUGUCAACUGAUAAAAGCAUGACUUUUGGAAUCUCUGAAUGCCUUGGUUCUCAGUAUUAUCACUCUAUUGAAUUUUUUUCUUAUUAAAAUAUGUAGUUUUUAAGACUUUUUUCCUGACAGUAUUAUGUAAUUUUUUAGCGUGGGUAGAUGGGAGUGUCGCUGGUAUGUUACCAUACAGCUGACAUGUAUUUUUUGUCUAUUCUUUAUUAUCUUAGUAGUUUCAUGCUAUGUAUGUACCAUAACCAACCUAUUGCCUAUGAGAAACAUGUAAGAUAAUGUAUUUACAGCCAUUGUUACAAGUUUAUAAUGUAUUUUUCUAUCUUGUUUUAUAUGUAUGUUAUAUAACAUUCAGAAGAAUUUUUUUCUUGAUUGAGAAAAGGAUACAAAAUGCAAAAUCCACAAUUUUGAUAACUGAAAAUUGCCAAUUGUUUUGCAGUACUUUAUUAUAUUGGGUGUCUUGUCUUUCUUGGGCUUUUAGUUAGCUGAUGAAUGAAUACAUUAGACACUUCUGGGUUUUAGUUGGGAUUUUACAUAGCUUGCAUUUUAAUUCUUUUGUUCUUUGCUGUUUCUAUUAACCCAUAGCAUUAUUUUAAUAAAUGUUAUAAUACCAACCUACUAACUCUGGACUAUGUCUGUUUAUUAACCUUUACAUGUUUAAUGAAAAAAAAAAAGAUAAAUAAAGUCUCAAGUUCCUGGACUAACGUUGAAGAACAUGACCACAGAUAACAUAGGGUGACUUGUUUUCUGUGUUGUCUGUCAGCUGACAGUUGUGCACACUACUGCUAGAAGCUUUUGGGUGUUCUGGCCUUUUACCUCGGAGGGUAGGUGCAGUAGAUGGGAACAAAGUGGUAUCUGUUUGAGUCGUUCUCAUUAUGGCACUGGCCUUUCUGCAUCUACAUUACUAAUUGCACACUUUUAUUUUUCCUGCUCUACCAUAAUCCCUGUCUGCUGACAACACAAAGAGUAAACAAAGGUUUGCCUUGAUGAUCACCUUGAGAAACCAGUCUGAUUCCUUGUUGAACCAUUUCUACGAACAGGUCAUUUUCAGUCCCUUCAUAAUUUAAUAUUUUCCCUGUGUUGUUUAGCCAGCUGCUUUUAUUAAAGCUAGUCUGUUUCUCUGGGCAGUGCUGCCAGUCUUGUCCACCCCCUCCCACCCCCACCUUCAGUGUGUUAUGGAUCUCUCUCAGGUGGCUUUCCUCUUAGUCACUUUCAGAACAGCCUAGACAACUACACAAGAGGUGCAGUAGAAGCGAACACUGUAAUCUGACAUGUGUUGUUCAUUUCUAGCAUAGACAUACAUUUAGGAUUAUUUCCCUAUCCCGUGCUCCACUUGGGUUUGUUCUGUGUAGAAGGACCUCUGAGUAUAACUUCUUUUAACAUUUCAGUCUGUAUGUUGUUCACAAAUUUAUAAUUUCUUGCAUGAAAAAAAUCCUUUAACAUUUAAAAGAAUGAGUUUUGAUUUUAUAUAUUAUGCUUUACAUUUUGAAAUUAUAUUUUAGAGUCCUUAAAAUUAGGAGCUGAAUUAUAGGAUAACUUUGUGUGAAAGCAUACUGUUAAAAUAUUUGUACAUAUGUGAAGCUUAGAAUAGCAAGACUAGUUUAAUAAAACCAUUGA
Molecule: messenger RNA, 5064 nt
Organism: Microtus ochrogaster (prairie vole)
Lineage: Eukaryota; Metazoa; Chordata; Mammalia; Rodentia; Cricetidae
Gene: Qki
Product: QKI, KH domain containing RNA binding
Exons: 7
Coding region: 16-1008 (330 amino acids)
Biological process (GO): regulation of mRNA splicing, via spliceosome
Cellular component (GO): nucleus
Molecular function (GO): mRNA binding
Source: RefSeq, a predicted model, not a curated record